CGCGCUGGACGCCGCCUGAGCAGACGUGCGCUCGUGAGCACCUCGCAGAUCGGCUCGACAAUGGCCGGACGAGCGAGCGUGGCUGACGUGCCCAACGACAUCCACGACGAGUACGAGGUCGGCGAGACGCUCGGCACCGGCCACUUCUCCAAAGUCAAGCUGGGGAUCCACAAGAUCACCCGAGAGAGGGUCGCGAUCAAGGCCGCCGCACUCGUCAACACGCCGGUCCUGUACCUCGUGAUGGAGGAGCUCAAGGGCGGCGAGCUCUUCGACCGGAUCAUUGCCAAGAACCACUACACCGAGGCGGAGGCGCGCAAGCUGACCAUCACGAUGCUCAAGGCGAUCAAGUACCUGCACGAGCAGGGCGUGGCGCACCGCGACCUCAAGCCGGAGAACAUCCUGCUCAAGGACACGAGCGAGGACGCCGAGAUCAAGAUCACCGACUUCGGCCUCUCCAAGAUCUUCAGCAGCGACCUCGAGGGCGAAGUCACCAUGAAGACGGCCUGCGGCACGCCGGGAUACGUCGCGCCCGAGGUGCUGAUGCACGACGUCUACUCGUCGCAGGUCGACCUGUGGUCGGUGGGCGUGAUCGUAUACAUCCUGCUCUGCGGCUUCCCGCCCUUUUACGGAGACAACGACAACCAGAUGUUCCGCAAGAUCAAGGCGGGGCAGUACAAGUUCCUCUCUCCGUACUGGGACCCGAUCUCGGCCGACGCAAAGGAGUUUGUCUCCAAGCUGCUGACGGUGGACUGGCAGAAGCGGAUGGAUGCGCAGCAGGCGCUCGACCACCGCUGGCUCAAGGAUGGCAAGCAGGCCUCGACGCACAACCUCUUCGAAGGCAACGCGAUGGCGAUGAGCCGCAACACGCCGCCCAACCCUGACUCGCCCAAGGAGGGGGGUCUCUGGACUGCGCCGCCUCUCUCGCGUUGGCGUGGGACCGAGGGCUCCCAGCCAGAUAGGUAG
This is a messenger RNA of Emiliania huxleyi CCMP1516, 963 nucleotides long. RefSeq lists its product as hypothetical. The transcript is spliced from 4 exons. Gene Ontology annotation, molecular function: protein kinase activity; ATP binding. The record is from RefSeq and is a predicted model, not a curated record. Lineage: Eukaryota; Haptophyta; Isochrysidales; Noelaerhabdaceae. Bases 61 to 963 code for a protein of 300 amino acids. Gene Ontology annotation, biological process: protein phosphorylation.